Prorocentrum cordatum is the source of this 942-nucleotide messenger RNA. Lineage: Eukaryota; Dinophyceae; Prorocentrales; Prorocentraceae. The record is from the annotation of a GenBank genome assembly.
AGGCCCUGCUGGCUCGGUAUCCUGCAGCGCGUGGGACCUCGGCGCGCAUCUCCCCCUCUGGAGCUAUGUCGUUCAAGCCGCAGAUCGUGAUCGACUGCCGCGGGCACCUCCUCGGCAGGCUCGCCUCGGUCGUCGCCAAGGAGCUCCUGAACGGCCAGUCGGUCGUGUGCGUCCGCACGGAGGACAUCAACAUCUCCGGGUCCCUCUACCGCAACAAGCUCAAGUACGCCGCCUUCAAGUGCAAGAAGAUGAACUCCAACCCCAAGCGUGGCCCGCUGCACUACCGGGCGCCCGCUAAGAUCCUCUGGCGCACCAUCCGCGGCAUGGUGCCGCACAAGACGCCCCGCGGCGCCGCCGCCCUCGACAGGCUCAAGGCCUUCGAGGGCGUGCCCCACCCGUACGACCGCAAGAAGCGCAUCAUGGUGGUGCCGAGCUGCCUGAAGGUGCUGCGCCUGAAGAAGGAGCGCAAGUUCUGCAAGCUCGGGGACCUCUCGCAGCAGGUGGGCUGGAAGCACCAGGACCUGGUGGAGCGCCUGGAGAAGCAGCGCAAGGUCAAGAGCGAGGUGUACUACAAGAAGAAGAACCAGAAGAAGAAGGCGCUCCAAGCGGCGGUCAAGGGCGCGGCUGUGUCCGCGGAGGACAAGAGCAUCCUGGUGUCCGCUGGGCUCGCUUAGGUGGGCCGAGCUGCUGCGGCUUCCGUGGUACGCGGCGCGCCGGCCUCCCGGAGGAUCCUACCUUGGCGACGCUGGCAGUGAGCCUCUCCCUUCUCUUGCCCCCUCCCACCCCCCGUGCACAUCUCUCCGCGGCAUUCCUCGAGCUGCAUCGAUCUGUGCUGGCCCUGGGGCCCGAGGCCGGGCGAGAGCGCUCGGCGCGACAGACGCUGCAGCGCGCGGCUCUCGGGGUCUCACGCUGCCUCGGAAGCCCCCGCGCCACAGGAGCAAG